Messenger RNA from Puntigrus tetrazona (Sumatra barb), 1306 nucleotides. It is a transcript of the gene rnf151, whose product is annotated as ring finger protein 151. Gene Ontology annotation, molecular function: zinc ion binding. The coding region runs from base 1 to 750 and encodes 249 amino acids. The transcript has 4 exons. NCBI's taxonomy places the organism in Eukaryota, Metazoa, Chordata, Actinopteri, Cypriniformes, Cyprinidae. The record is from RefSeq and is a predicted model, not a curated record.
AUGUCGACUGGAGGUUAUGAAGUGGAGCAGUUUGUGGAUACCCCAGAUGAUGAUCUGAUUUGUGUCAUCUGUAGAGCAGUUCUACGCUGUCCUGUACGACUUAAAUGCAACCAUGUCUUCUGCAAGGAAUGCAUUUUACAGUGGAUGAAAAGACAGGUGAAAUGCCCGUGUUGUAGGCAACCCAUCGACCAGAACCAGAUGCUGGUUUUGUUUAAGCUGAGUAAAUCCAUCGGCCGUUUAUCAAUCAAAUGUCGAAACGCACAGCAGGGCUGCAGGGCCACUUUCCCGCUUUCUAACGAGUACCUCCACAUCUCCAGCUGUCCGUAUGAGUGGCAGCUCUGUCCCCAUGAGGGCUGUGGGCAGCAGGUGCUGAGGAAGGACGCGCAGGCGCACGAUCAGAGCUGCAGCCACUGGCGACAGCUGUGUCCCAUGGGCUGCGGCACACUGCUCGUCCGAGAGAAUCAGGCCCGACAUAACUGCUACAAAGAACUGCAUCAGCGCUAUGUGGCCGAGCGGCGGAAACAGAGGGCCAUAGCAGCCAACCUACGCAGGAAGAUGCAGCGCAUGCAGAGCCGGAUGGCACAAAUAAGGAGGCAGAUAAACCUAAUGUGUGAGAGCCUGGAGGUCGGCGAUCUGGAAAUUGAAGCAGGAGAGGGAAGCAGUGCUUGGACUGACGCUAACGCUGCCAGUCCGAGCGGCAGCAGACACCGCAACACCAACAGCAGAAGUUCAAGAGUCAGAUUCACAUAGAUAACCUUCAGGAUUGCAACUAAUUCGAGUUAGUUUUUUAUGUGCGCGCGUUUUAUUAAAUGUGUCUUUCCACUUUUAUAGCCAUCUUAAAGGGAUAGUUCACCCAAAAACAAAAGUUACUGGAAUCUUUGUUUACUCGUUUUGAUGCAACCUAUAUAACUCACUUUUUUGUGACACUUAAAAGCAAACAUUUUGAAGAACGUUUCAACUGUCCAUGCAAUGAAAGUCAAAUGGGGUCCAAAAGAAGGAAAAAAGACAUUACACAGUGAAAAGAAAAUCAUACCGGUUUGGAACAACAUGAGUAAAUGAUGACAAAAAGUGUAUUUUUGGGUCAGCUAUCCCUUUAAGGGCAGCACAACACAAAAGUUUACAGAUUUACUGAGAAAAGAGAAAAGCAUGAUGAUAAACAAAAUUUUCUUUGCACAUUCUUUCUACAGCUUUGAGAGGUUAAUAAAGUGAGACAUCGAGGCUAAUGCAUAAAUACUGAAAAAGAAAAACAGUUUCUGUAACAUUCAAAUGCCUGCUUAAGUUCAGAUCGGCCUAUUACAAUCUUGAA